Messenger RNA from Dreissena polymorpha, 489 nucleotides. RefSeq names its product D-ribitol-5-phosphate cytidylyltransferase-like. The record is from RefSeq and is a predicted model, not a curated record. Gene Ontology annotation, cellular component: cytosol. NCBI's taxonomy places the organism in Eukaryota, Metazoa, Mollusca, Bivalvia, Myida, Dreissenidae. The transcript has 4 exons. The coding region runs from base 1 to 489 and encodes 162 amino acids. Gene Ontology annotation, molecular function: D-ribitol-5-phosphate cytidylyltransferase activity. Gene Ontology annotation, biological process: protein O-linked glycosylation via mannose.
AUGGCAUCAGAAGAGCUUGCUGUCAGCGUUGUGUUGCCCGCAAGCGGUACAGGGGACAGGUUUAGCUGUCAGACUCCAAAGCAGUUUGCUUUCCUGCUGGACAAACCAGUAUUUUUUCACACAGUGAUGGCAUUUUACAGGUUUAACUGGGUACAAAACAUUGUUAUAAUAGUGAGUGCAGAGUACAUUGACAGAGUUACAGCCAUGGUAGACUGUUGCAAAGACAAGGUGAAUGUUGUGCUCGGUAGCAACACCCGACAUAGAUCUAUUCGGGAGGGUGUCCAAGCAUUAUUGCGUGUAAUCCAAGGUGACGAAAACGACAUGUUGACAGCAUCCCUCGACAGGAACCUGUACAGUGCCAGUGAAAUGCCACAGGCUUUCAAGUAUGACUUUAUCAAGAAGGCCUAUGAACAGCGACUGGGAGGUCAUGCGUUCGAUCCCGACUGUGGGAGCCUUCUUUUGAUCUCUACCACAAAGUACUGGUUCUAG